CCACUCUCUCCUUUCACCGACGCGAUGAAGCCUCCAUCGUCCGUCAUCAUCGACUUUGCCGCCGCUCUCUGACCUCGUCGACCACUCGAUUCCAGUUCCGAUUCCGAUUUUGAGGUCUGCUUUUCUGCCUUAUCUCACCGCAACUAGUGCUCGCCGCCUUUCUUCUCCUUCUCUCCGAUCAGUAAGAAUUUUCAAAUAUUUCCAUUUUUGCUUGGUUCUUGACUUCUUUAUUUUCAACCAAGAAGAUCCACAAUCUAUGCACCAUACACCGCAACGUCAAAGAAGCCCUUCACCUCCUCGACUUCCUCUGCCUACAUGGCUACCUCCUGGAUUCCCUUAAUCUCAAUAACAUUAUUCACGCCCUUUGCGACCCCAACCGAUUCCCAGAAGCUCACCAUCGUUUUCUUCUGUCCUUAGCUUUUGGUUUAGCCCCCGAUGAGUACACUUACAAUCUAUAAUCGUUUGAUCGACCAGUUUUGUACGGUUUAUUUUGUAAAUGUGGCACAUAUGUUGUUUUUUGAUAUGACAAACAGGGGUUGUUGUCCUAAUGCUGUUACGUAUACUACUUUGAUAAAUGGGUACUGUAAAAUUGGUGACUUGGGCACUAUGCACAAGCUGCUCGACGAAAUGCGUGAGUGUGGUGUGGUGCCCAAUUCGCUCACUUAUAACGUGUUGAUUCACUGGGUGUUUAAAAGGCGAGAUGUUGCAUAUGGGAGGGAGUUGAUGCGCAAGCUUUGGGAGAGAAUGAAGGACGAAAAUGAUCCCAGUUUAAACACUGCGGCCUUUGCCAAUCUCAUUGAUUCUUUGUGUAGAGAGGGGUUCUUCAAUGAAGUUUUCAGGAUUGCAAAGGAAACACCUCAAGGAAUGAGUGUGAAUGAGGAAUUUGCUUAUGGGCAUAUGAUUGAUGCUCUUUGUAGAGCUGGAAGGAACCAUGGUGCUUCAAGGGUUAUCUAUAUAAUAUUAAAUUUAACUAAUAAGUAGGAAAAAAAUUUUAAUUUAAUAGAGAAAUUCAAUUUUA
Rubroshorea leprosula is the source of this 1018-nucleotide messenger RNA. NCBI's taxonomy places the organism in Eukaryota, Viridiplantae, Streptophyta, Magnoliopsida, Malvales, Dipterocarpaceae. The record is from the annotation of a GenBank genome assembly.